AUGGGUAAUUGGGCUCAAUACUAUAUCCCGGCCACUGCGGCCAUCGGGACAGCCAUGUAUGGCAUUGAUACCGGUAUCAUCGCUACCACAAUCGGUCACAAAAGUUUCAACGACCACAUGUUUCCCCCAGACGGAGAGGACGCAGCUCUGACAGGCGCCGUCGUCUCCGUCUACAACGCCGGCCAGGCCGUGGGCACCCUCUUCGCAGGCUGGACCGCCGACAAGUUCAGCCGCAGAUACACCCUCACAAUCGCCAGCGCCAUCGCCAUCGUUGGCAUCCUGCUAUCCGUGAUCGGUACCAACGCCGGGAUGUUCAUCACGGGACGGCUGCUGACCGGCUGGUCGUCGGGGAUGAUUCUGCCCGUGUCCGCUAUCUACAUGGCUGAGGUCUCGAAGCCCAAGAACCGCGGCGUGAUCGUCGGCUUUCAGGGGAUGGGCACCGCGAUGGGCUUCUUCCUGGCAAACUGGAUCGGGUACAGCGGUAUUUUCUUUGAAGGAAACCUGCAAUGGCGGUUCCCCCUUAGCUUGCAGUUCCCCUGCGCCGUCUUGAUGUUGAUCGGCAGCCUUGUCGUACUACCUUUCACGCCACGUUGGCUCAUCUCCCAGGACAGGUUCGAGGAGGCGCGUGCUGUCCUGGCCAGGAUCCACUCCGACGAGAGCGAUGAGUUCAUUAACCAAGAGAUGAUCCAAAUUAGGGAGCAGACAGCGCUGGAGAGGAGCUACAAGAGAUUCGGGGGCGAGAAAUGGUACAGCAACUUCUUGAUGCUGUUCACAAGACAGUACAUUAAGAGGCUGGGUUUCGUCUGCUUCAUCCAGGCCUUGACUCAGUUCGGUGGCGUCACAGUUAUCCAAAAUUACCAAAAUAUUUUCUAUGGCACUGUCGGUUUUACAGGAGAUACCGCACUACUCAUCAGUGGAAUUUACGGCAUCAUGGGCCUUGCAGGCCAGAUCAUCAACCUCUUCGUCGUAGCCGACCGCUGGCGCAGAACAACAACACUAUGGGUAGGCUGCCUCGUCCUCGCAAUAAUGCUGGCCAUUUGCGAGGCCCUCAGCGCCCUGUUCUCGGACGGCUCCAACCAGGCAGCCUCGCGCACCACCAUAGCGUUCAUAUUUCUGUAUUCCAUGUUCUUCGCCAUCUUCUUCAAUUCCACAAUGUGGGUCGUGUGCUCCGAGCUUCUCCCCGUCUUCAUCCGCUCCAGCGGUCUUGCAGUGGGCACCUUUGCCUCCGGCGUUGCGUCCAUCAUCAUCUCUCAGAUCACGCCUAUCGCGUUGGAGAACAUAUCGUGGAGGUACUACAACGUCUUCAUUGCGGCCAACCUCUUGGGCGUCGUGGUUUACCUCUUCUUCCUGCCCGACACCAAGGGCAAGACGCUCGAGGAGAUUGGCGAACUGUUCGGAGACACGCUUGCUACGGCUCACAUUGGGGACAUUGACGUGGAUGGGAAGCAGGGAGCGGAUGUCAUCGAGCUUGAGAAUCCUAGCUACAUCAAGAGUAGGAACGUGUAA
This is a messenger RNA of Diaporthe batatas, 1506 nucleotides long. RefSeq lists its product as uncharacterized. The record is from RefSeq and is a predicted model, not a curated record. The transcript has 4 exons. NCBI's taxonomy places the organism in Eukaryota, Fungi, Ascomycota, Sordariomycetes, Diaporthales, Diaporthaceae. Bases 1 to 1506 code for a protein of 501 amino acids. Gene Ontology annotation, biological process: transmembrane transport; carbohydrate transport. Gene Ontology annotation, cellular component: membrane. Gene Ontology annotation, molecular function: carbohydrate:proton symporter activity.